ACACAUGUUUCAGAUCACUUUGCUUGUUGGAUUAGGAGCAUCAAGACUUACUUUACUGGAUCUUACUCUAUACUUUCUGAAUUUUUUAGGGGAGACAUAAUCACUUACUGUUUAGCCAUGAUGGGAAUGAGGGUUUGCCCAUCGAUUGUACUCCUCAACAUCCUCCUCCUUCAGCUUCCAUUUGGACUUACUUCAAAGGGUACCAUAACCAAUGAUAAUGUUGGGACAAAUUUAGAACUAACCACCAUCAACUCCUUCUCGACUCCGUUUAUUAACGAAAACAGCACCAGCAGCAACUACACAGUCAAUAAUAGCAAACCACAAUGGCCAACAAAUGAAACAUAUCAGGAGAAAACCACAGUGUUGUCGGUACCAACGGACAUGGAUACAACCUCAUCAUCAUCAUCUUUACCAACAAUGAUGCAGGAAGAAGGAGACAUAUUGCCUACUACCAAAGCACCUGUUCCAUCUAUAACAGACUCAACUGCCUCUCCAUUGGAGCAAACCUCCACCCAUCUACCAGAAGAUGUUACUGUCCCGUUUGGCGUGGCAGGUGAUGAGGACUCAAUUUGGGAAUCAUCUUGGGAUGAUAGUCCAUGGAAUGAUGAGGGAUUGGCAGAUGAUCUACGAUGUAAAGCUUUCUGUAUUGUCAACUGUACACAGAAUGGGGUAAGUCUCAAUUUUUUAACAUUCAAAACAAUUAAAAGAAUAUAAUUUCUUGCCAUGUAUUUUUUAAGUUAUUGGAAUUAUUUUGGGGGUAGUAAUUAAUAUAACUUAUUUCAAUAUAAAAUUACAGACAUUGUUCAAUAGUGUGCAUUACUGAUCCCCUCAAUUUGGUAAUAAUUAUGAUAAUGGUUUAGAUUUCAGGAGUGUGUCAACUGUCCCAAGAUACUC
Messenger RNA from Lytechinus variegatus (green sea urchin), 894 nucleotides. RefSeq lists its product as uncharacterized. The transcript is spliced from 2 exons. The record is from RefSeq and is a predicted model, not a curated record. Bases 118 to 714 code for a protein of 198 amino acids. NCBI's taxonomy places the organism in Eukaryota, Metazoa, Echinodermata, Echinoidea, Temnopleuroida, Toxopneustidae.